Microthlaspi erraticum is the source of this 2199-nucleotide messenger RNA. The record is from the annotation of a GenBank genome assembly. NCBI's taxonomy places the organism in Eukaryota, Viridiplantae, Streptophyta, Magnoliopsida, Brassicales, Brassicaceae.
AUGGGAGCGUACGACGAAGACCUGAGUUUGCCGGAUAAAUCCGCGGCCGGUGCUCCGACGAACGAGCUCCGACUCAGAAAGCAUCUCUACGACAGCGUUCGCCGAUACAGCAAACUCGAUCCUGUAAUUUUCUCUAAUUCCUCCACCUCGGUCUAUUUCCGGAAUUUGUAUCUGGGACGAGUGAUGACGAUGACGCUCUGAGUGACACAAAUGGUAUAUCCAGGAGCUAUGCAAACUGUUCAGAGGCUAGAAACUUUCCAGGGAAUGGAGCUUGAUAUUGAUAGAUACGAUCUUCAGACUGUGAGACAUGCUCCAGGACUUCUCCAUGUGCCUUUCAGUCCGACUUUUGAGCGUGAUUUCCUCCCAAGAGCCAUUGGGUGUGCGUGGUCUCAAGAGUUAAUGGGUGCAAACAUGAUUGACCAUGUCAAUGUUCAUGCUCAAAUGCUGAAGAGAGUGAAGGAUAAGAUACUAGCUAGGACUGAAUUUUCACAGCUGAAUUUCUGUAACGAGUAUGUGGUUCCAAAAGCCAAAAAAGCUCAUUCCACAUCAGUUGAAUCAUGCACUCCCGGAAAAAGACAGAGAGAAGAUGCAUCCGAUGAAGAGCAAGCAGAUGCACUGCAAGAAGAACUGAAGCGAGGCAAGAUGGCUUUGUUUUGGAAGCCCAAACCUUUGGAGGACUCCUAUCUAUCCAAGCCGAAAACAGUGAAGAGGAUGACACAAGUUGCAGGAUACAUCAGAGACCAAGAGGAUCAUUCAUUAUGUUGGGCCUAUAGCCUUGGCGAUCUGAUUAGCGCGAGCCUUAUAUUGCAUGGUUUUGAAGAUGAUUACAAACCUUUGUGCGCCUGGUAUCUAUGCAGCAAUGUUCGCCCUGACAUACUUCAAAGAAAUCUGGAUAAACAUCCUCCAUACACAGAUUUAGAGAGAGAUGGUGUGUGCAGCUGUUAUGGUUUAGGCUCUGAGGAGGGAUUGAGGUAUGUGCAGCUACAUGGAAUACCAGAAGAGAAGUUUCCCAAAUUUAACUGCAACCGAAAGCGACCAGAAGAUCCCAACGAGAAGUUCCAUCGCAUCACAGAUGUUUUCAGGUAUCCUACGUUGGAGCUAGCCCUAAAACGGCUUAGGACUCAUCCAGUUGAAGCAAAGCUGAUGAUUUUUGAGGGAUGGACAGAAAAGGAGAUUUACCGUGGCCCCAACAAAAAAGGUGCAAAAUUCCUAGAUAAUCACGGUGUACUAAUGCUUAGCUGUGAAAAAAUAAAAGGCGAGAUGGUGGUGCGUUGCAAGAGCAGUAAUGGUACCAAAUAUUUUUUUGACGGUUACCUCUUUGUUUCUCUGGAAGUGAUGCUCAUGGUUUUUGCCACGGAGGAGGAUAGUGUGACCAACGACAAACCACAAUACCUCCUAUCUAAGUUCCUAUCGAUAGGCAUGGGAGCUGGUGAAAAAGGCCUGCAAUUCAAGGAAUUGCCAAUUAGGGCAAAAAAAAACAUGAAGUAUAAAGUUGACUUGAAAUACCACGAUGGUAAGAAAUUACCUCGAGAGACAGAGUGUGAUUCAGAAGCUCCAGCUCCAGAUCGUAACGUCUUUGCACUCGAGCUGAUCUUCAUCGAACAGUCUACACACAUCCGAAAGUUCUAUUUUCUUCCUUUCCUGUAUGCAGCAAAUUCCUUUUGCUUCUUUAUAAACAUUUUGUGCUUCCACAAUUUUCAGUUGGACGAGACAAUCCUCAAAACUAUUGAAAACUCUUCACGUCCAGAGCUUGCAGAAGCUAGAGAGCUUAUACUAAGAAGGCAAUUGUACCAAUUCUGUAACGAGUAUGCGGUUCCAAAAGACAAAAUGGAUCAUUUCAAAUCCGUCACUGCUCAAGAUAUCAUCUGUUCUCAGAAACAUUCUAGCUUAACGUUGAGAGAAGAAGACAUCGCUGUUGCAAACGUCAAGAUUGAUUUAGCUCGUGGAAGAGAAAACCCUCUUGAAUGCAUCCACUUCUUCAAGGAUUAUGAGAGCGAGGAGAAGUUUGUGAUACCUGAGGAAAGAGUUAGUCACUUGUUCCCAACAACAUUUCAAGACAUGAUAGUCAGAGUCUAUGCCAAAAAGCCAGAACUGGUGGAAGCAGUUUCUGAGGCAUUUGAGAAUUUCCAAAUGAGGACGUAUGGAAUCAAAGCGCAAGUCCACGCAACUCCUGAGAAAAAGAAACGCCGCUUCAUGUAA